Molecule: messenger RNA, 1483 nt
Organism: Loxodonta africana (African savanna elephant)
Lineage: Eukaryota; Metazoa; Chordata; Mammalia; Proboscidea; Elephantidae
Gene: PDGFRL
Product: platelet derived growth factor receptor like
Exons: 6
Coding region: 113-1240 (375 amino acids)
Source: RefSeq, a predicted model, not a curated record
AACCCGCGCCCUUCCCCCGCGGCACAGCCCGCAUCCUGACUCCACGGCACAGCCCGCGCCUUUCCUCCGCGGCACAGCCAGUGCCUCUCUGCCCCCUCCCCUGCCCCUAAAGAUGAAGCUUUGGCUGCUACUGGGUCUUCUGUUGGUGCCCGAAGCCCUGGACAGUGUUACCAGCCAAGAGCCUCCUAAGAACAAGCGUCCGAAGGAGCCAGGAGAGAACAAAAUCAAGCCUUCUAACAAAAAGGUGAAACCCAAACUUCCUAAGAUAAAGGACAGGGACCCACCUGAUGCAGCGCCAAAGACGCAGUCCAUAAUGAUGCAAGUGAUGGAGAAAGGUCGCUUCCAGAAGCCUGCUGCCACCCUGAGUCUGACGGCUGGGCAAACUUUGGAGCUUCGAUGUAAAGGAAAUCAAAUUGGAUGGAGCUAUCCUGCGUAUCUUGACACCUUUAAGGACUCCCGCCUCAGCGUGAAGCAGCAUGAGCGCUAUGGCCAGCUGAUCCUGGUCAACUCCACCGCGGCUGACACAGGCGAAUUCAGCUGCUGGCUGCAGCUCUGCCAUGGCUACGUCUGCAGGAAGGACGAGGCCAGAACCGGCUCCACCUACAUCUUUUUCACAGAGAAAGGAGAACUCUUUGUACCAUCUCCCAGUUACUUUGAUGUUGUCUACUUGAGCCCAGACAGACAGGCUGUGGUUCCUUGUCGAGUGACUGUCCUGUCAGCCAAAGUCACGCUCCACAGGGAGUUCCCGGCCAAGGAAAUCCCAGCCAAUGGAACUGACAUUAUGUACGACGUGAAGAGAGGCUUCGUGUAUCUGCAUCCUCACUCUGACCACCAGGGGGUGGUCUACUGCAAGGCUGAGGCUGGGGGCAAGUCUCAGAUCUCCGUCAAGUACCAACUGCUCUAUGUAGAGGUUCCCAGCGGGCCUCCAUCAACAACCAUCAUGGCGUCCUCAAACAAAGUGAGAGGCGGGGAUGAUAUCAGUGUCCUGUGCACUGUCCUAGGGGAGCCUGAUGUUGAGGUGGAAUUCCGUUGGAUCUAUCCGGGGCAGAAGGGUGAAAGGCCGGUGACAAUUCAAGACACCUGGAGGCUGAUCCACAGAGGGCUUGGACACACCACCAGAAUCUCCCAGAGUGUCAUUAACGUUGAGGACUUUGAGACCAUCGACGCGGGAUACUAUGUCUGCACCGCUCAGAAUCUCCGCGGACAGACUACAGUAGCUACCACUGUGGAGUUCUCCUGACUUAGAAGAGAGUCUAAUGAACUGACGAAACGCCCAUGUGUGUAUACAACCAGUGUUGAGGGUCUUUUGACCAGUGUUUACCCAGGGGCUGAUGACAAGUGCCAAUCCUCACCUGCCUGGUGAGUCAGACCUAGAUGCCCAAACGAAAUCAUCCGGUCUAAUAAUGCAAGUUAACUUUUCUAACAGAAAGCAUGUAUUUGGAUUGCUUACCUACCUACGUGUGUUUCCAGUGUUUAUACUAAA